AUGCCCGUUGAGCGAGGUGGCAGCCAGGCAGCGGCUGAGGAGGAGUUUGUCGCGAACGUCGCAGAAGACGCGGACGCCGCGCAGAAAGUAGAGACGCCAGGCGGAGAGGCGAACGAGGAAAGUGCCGAGGCGCGGGGCGUUGGAGCGCGCGGGGAUUCCGUGUCUUUUUCAUCGUCCUCGGUCUGGAAGAGCUCCCGAGGCGCAUCUCCUUCGCUCGAGCUUCGGCUCGGAGCGACAGCGCCGCUUCUUCGUCCGCGCGCGCUCUCUCUGCCCGUCCGCGGCCUCAGCGAAGAUUUCCUACAAGCCCUCGAACAGCUAACAGACGUGCCAUGCUUCUUCUCGUCUGGGCUCGUUGCGGCGUCUCCGGAGUCAGCCAGCGACGAGGCGGAGCAGCAGCGAGACUCCGACCUGCAGGGCGCCGGCCUCGCUACAGGCGCUCCAGCAGUGCUCGAGGCAGGCGGGCGCCGGCGUGAGCGCCCCGGGUGGGCGGGACGAGACGUGCAGCCGCUGCCGGCUGCACGCGGUCACGUUAGAAACCCCGGCAGGCUUUUCUGCUGCGAAGGCGAGCCUGAGAAAGGCCUCGAGCGGGACUGCAGCCACGCGCCUCGCUGUGCGGCGGGGCAGUCUCACGUAGAGCCUGCGCGAGGCGCCUCUGGGCCAGCAGGGGGGAGCGCCAGAGAAAGUUGGGCGGCUGAAGGAACGCUCGCUACGUUCGAUUUCGUCGCUUUCUGUCCGCUGCCCUCGCCUGCAUGCCUAGGGCGGCGCAUGUGGCAAUCUCUUCAGCUUCUUCGCGGAUCCUGCUCGGAAGUUCAAGCCUCCGCGCAAGCUUCGCCGUCCCCCGCGGAGGGUCGCCUGCCGCCUUCAGUCGCUGCCUCUCCGGCGCCGCCUUCGCAGGAGACGGCGACGGGCUCCGGAGACCCUGCGGCACCCUCCUCCGCGCCUGUUUCCAAGCGGCAAGCGAGGAGAGAGAGAAAACGCAAAGCAACAGAGGAAGCAACUCCGCAGCGCGCCUUUGCUGGAGCUUCCUCGUCUCAGUGUGUGCAGAUGGAGCACGCGAGGUUGCCGGCAGAGAUGGCAGGGACUCAGGAGCCUUCAAACAGAACGGCGAAGCACCAAUUUGCACUUUUCCGCGUUGAACAGCGACUGAAUGAUGCGAGGCUUUUCUCGGCGAGGGGACGCCCUGAGCGCGUGAGGCCUCACAGCCUCCGCGUCCGCACGGGCUUCAGCUGCGUUGCUCCAUCGCGGAGGGAGAGGGAGGAGGAGGAUGCGGCAAGGCCCGCGGCGCUGCGGGACCGCAUCACCGUCAGACUCGUCGAUAUUUCCUUAAAGCAGAGGCUGAAGGAGGAGGAAAUCUACGCCGCGCAGCCGCCGCUGCAGCUGCUUCUUCGCAGAGGCUUCUCCCUUCUCGAAGUUGUGCAGUAUACCGCGCGUGUGAGCGGCCGCUGCGAGCGGGUACCGCAAAGCAGAUCGCAGGAAUUGGCGUGCAGCAGUGAAGCAACCCGGGCGCCCUUACAUACAGACGCGGAAACGGUAGCUGAAGAUGGAGCAGAAGGAGCGGACGCAUUGGGGGACGCAUGCGAAGAGAAAAAGAAACAGAGAAGAGAGACGGGUGUGGAAAAAAACGACGAAAAUCCAGAAAGGCACAAGGAAAAACGUGGAGGAGCCGCAGACAGGAAAAGAAGACGGGCUUCGGACGGUGAAUGCGUAAGAGGAUCCGAAGAGUGCCAAAGGCAUGUAACAGAAGCAACGGCGGAGGAAGAAGAUGUAGACGAUGAGAGGUCGUCAGGCCGCGCAGAGGCGGGAGAAAAAGAGGUUCCUACCCCUGCAUUAGCGGAUGGAACGUUGCGGCCUGCAGCCUGCGCUUCCUUUGCUCAGCCUUCACCGGAUAUCUCUGGCGCUGCUUGCGAUUCGCCCCCGGCUUCUGCCUUCCCCGGUUGCCCUCGUCCGCCCUCUCCUUCGUCUUGCCUCCCUUCUUCUCUUUCUUCUGCUUGCGUGCCGUCGAUGCGCAAGGAGACCGAUCAGCUGCUCGUACGCAUGGGCCUGCCUAAGUUCUUCGAUCUUCACCUGCCGCUGUUGUCGGCGUUUCUGAUCUGCAUGCAUCGGCAGCAGUCCCGCGGCCGCGUUUCGAGUUCGGCUGCCUGCGAAGAAGCAAAACAGGAAGCUGAACGGGUGUGUCCGCGGGUGCAAGUCGCCACACAGGAGACAGAGAGGCAUCCAAGCGGAAAGCCACACGACACCAAGAAAGAGCUAAUGGGAGAGAUGAGCCGCGUGGCGAGAGUAGACAGCAGGUGGCACGGCGUAGACCGCGUGAACGAGUCACUUCGCCGAUCGAGACUAGUCCUCGCACAGACUCCUCGAGACCCGCUCGCCCUCGCCUCCAGCCUCCGCCAGGCUCAGCGCGAGGCAGAGGAGAACCUCCACCGGUGCAAAAACCGAAAUCCGCUUUGUUCCCAAAAGCCUAAAGCUGCCCUGGGAGCGGCCUCUCUGGCGGCGGCGGCGGCGUCUGAUCCAGCAGCGGACUGCUCUCUCUCGAUAUCUGCGUCCUCGCCUUUUGCCUCCUCGCUUUCGCGGGAAUAUCUCGCCGGCUCGCCUGCCCUUGCGACCGCGUCAUCGCUGGAUUCAUCGCCCUCAGGCGCCUCCUCCUCCUCGAUUCCGCCUUCGUCCUCAUCCCAUGCGUGUGGUGGUGGGUUUUCUCGCGAGGGUGCGUUUUCGUCGGAGACCGCGCAGCAGCCGCUCGAGUCGCUCUUUUCUCAACUUCCUUCCUACUUCAGCGUGGAGGCGUUGCAGCCGUCGCUCCUCGCGGCAGGCCAGAACUCGUUUCGCGUCAUGCGGCAGCUCGCGGGACGCUUACACACCGCCCUUUCACUUGCGGAAGACGCGCGACUUCUGUUCGAGUCGACCGAGCCGCGCAGGGAUCAAGGCGGCGCGCUGGGCGAGACGGGACAGCAGCCAGUGGAGGCCGCGUCCCUCGACACAGCGGAGAGGCAGACGCGCAAAGGGGAAGGAAAGUGCUUGCGGCGAGCCAGACGGUCGCCUUGCUCUAGUCGGUCUCUGUCUCCACCUUCGCUGGCCUCCUCGCGCGCUGCCGCUGCACUCCCAGCCUCCCUCGGCGCGUCGCUGUCGCCUUUCUCUGUGGAAGUCGCUGUAGUGGAGAAGGUCAACGGCGAGAACGCUCAGGUCUCCUUCUCCCCGACGCUAGACGCGUGGUGUAUCUGCAGCAAAAACGUGUCCAUGGUCGUGCCUUCUCGCGCGUUGAUCUGUGAGCGAGGCGCGACACGAGAAAAGAACGCAAGCGGCAAAGAAGAUUCUCUGUGCGAGCUGAGGGGCUUGCAGAGUGCCCGUGAACAAGGAGAGGAGACAGAGGCGCCGCAAGGCCUCGAUGCGACUGCGUCCGCGAAAGGCAGCCUCGUGCACAGCGGGCAAAGAGGAGACAGAGACGAAAAUGCUGGUGGAGAAGCUGAGAUGCGACAAGCUCAUUCGCCGACGGCGGGCGCGCUGGCGGAAAAAGUCGAGGGGGAAGUCGGGGAGUCCAACAAAGAUAUUUUCGACCGAAAAGAACCAAGAUACCAGUACGCAAUCAAAGUCGCGCGAGCGUGGCGAAGGCUUCUCGCAGGUCGCUCGUCCGAACAGGUGACCGCUUUGCAAGACUUUCUCUCCAGUCACACGAUCGUCGGGGAGCUGGUCGGAUGCCCUGACAAGCAGCACUUCCUCGCUUACUCAGAGGCGUCAUGCCGCGAGCGCGCGUGGCUGGCGGGCGUGGCUGAGGAGCCCGUGAGCUCUUUGCCUUCCGGCGCGACUACCUCCGGCGUCUGCCCGUGGGCACCCUCCUCCUCGCCUCAUCUAGUCUUCUACGCAGUAGUUCCGCACGACGGUCUCCAAGUCUGCCUGCCGCCCUCAGCUGCGCUGGCGCUUCUUCGCGAGACGUUUCGCUUGCCGACAGCUCGUCUCUUCUCGGCCUUCGCGGCCUCGUCUCUGGUGGAGCUCCUCUGCGGCCUCCAGCGCCUCGAGGAGCGCGUGUUUUCCAGCGACGUGGAACAGGACGGUGUGGGCGAGGGUGUGGUCCUGUACUUCACAGCGCCUUAUCCGCUCGCGGUCUCCUCACUACCGGCGUCGCUCUCGUCGCCCGCCGCGUCACCCGCCGCGUCGCCCUUCCCGCCAGCUCCCUCUGGUGCAGCGCCGCGACCUUUCGCACCUCCGUCUGCGCUUCGUGUCUUCCCGCUUGUCCUCGGACUAACAAAGGUGAAAAGCCUCGGCUAUGUGCUGCGCCGCCGCAUUCGAGAGAAGCUGCGGCACGCGAUCGCGUCUUCCUCGCUUCUCGCUCUCUCUCCGCACCUUGCCCUGGAAUCUCUGUCUCCGCGCCAAGAGCUUCCUCCGCUUACCUUGUCGUCGCUUCCAGGCGCGCCGCGCGCCUCUCUGCAGCAGGCGCAGGCUCUCGGCGAUCUCGCGACGCUCUCCUGCCGUCGCAAGCGGAAGCUGCGACAGCUACUCGCCGGCAGAGGCCGCUCAGCACCGGGUGCCGCCAAGAGGGCGUCCCUGAACACGUGUAUGAAAGAUAGGCCCUCGCCGUCGAGUGUGUUAAAAGAGGAAACACCACUCGAGUCUGCGGGGGGGGAAGACGAAGGCAGGGCAGCACCAGGCGCAGAGGUCGACAGGGCUCUUGCCGGCAUUCUCCGUCGCUUCUCCGCCGAACUCCGGGAGAGACAAACCAGGCGAAAAGACGCGUGUGACGCUUGCCAAGGCCAUGAAGGCGACAGCACGGGCUCCAGAAACCACCCUGCUGAAAAGCGACGAGAAACGGAGAGAAAGGAAGCGCUCCUUCCAGGCGACGGACAGGGAGGGGGGAAAAGGGUCUCGGAUUCUGACGAAGAGCUCGUGGAGAGCCAGCCGGCGUGCCGGCUGUUGAGGACGACGGGGCGAUCGGCGAGCUCACAACGAGUUGAUGCAGCUGUUGCUGCAUGGACUGCGUUCGCGAAAGUGGGUAGUUCGUCUUCGACUCUUGCAAGUCUCGAGGACCGCGCAGAGCCAUGGCUCGUUGAGUUCGCACAAGAGGCGAUCGGGAUCUUCCCGUCUCAGCCGGCCUUCUACUCUGUGAUAGCUCGGGUGCGUUCAGUUCUUUCUGCGCCCUCUCUCUCUUCGCCUUCCUCCCCCGCUUCGCUGAGGAGAGUCCUCCAAGCAAAGGCGGCUGGCGGGCAGGUCUGGGGGCCUGGCGGAAGGGGCGGCAAAACAGGCGGUCAGGCAGCGCCCACCGAAACACUGGAGUGCGAAGGCCUUGAGAAUCCGGCAGCGCAUGCGCAGCCAAGUUGCGUACGCGACGAGGCGUUCCGCAUUAUUCUUUCGCUCACCCUAAAGUACGAGGACGCGCUUCUUUAUGCCGCGUGUCUGGCCUCCGCCGCCAUCUGGCGCUCGCACGUUCACGCGUCGGGGGGUGCCUCGUCUGCUCUCCGAGCGUUCCCGCCGUCGCAGCUGUCUCCCACGGCGAGCUGUGCUUCACCUCCGGCAGAGGCGCGCACAGGGAGGUGCGGUCAGCACGCUGGGGUGGAACGCAAGGCGAUUCCGGAGCAGCGCGUGAGCGACAUGUCUUCUCGGGAUCUAGAAGCGCUCGUGGAUCUUCGCUUCCUCGACUUCAUCGACGAAGCGGCCGAGUUCCGGAAGGCGGUCGACGCUGACGGGCUGUGCCGCGGCUCCUCGAGCGCCAGCGCACCGCACAGAGGAGGCGAGAAACAUGAGGCAGACCACGCAGAACUGCUUGCUGCAGUGAAAAGCAAGGAUGCGCAGGGGGCCAGGAGGGAGUCGUUUUAUCGAGAAGAGGAGCCGGCGGGGGGGUGCCGCCGAGGCGGAGGGGACUGCCGCGCAGCGGACACUCUUGCCCAGCCGUGUUCUUCGUCGUCAGUCGUGUCUCUGUGUCCGUCCUCUGUCUCGUCGCUUCCCCUGCGUAAGUCGCGUUCGUGGGUUGGGUCGCCCUCUCUUCCUUCUUGCGCGGCCGCGGGAUCCCCUCUCACGGUGCGUCUCGUCGUGCCGCCGCUCUCUCUCUCCUUCCGCACCUACUGCCGUUUGAGAGCUUUAGCGGAGUCGCGUGGACUCUCCCUCGUCGUGCGUCAUUGUGGGUUCGAGCCUUGCGAGUGCGACGCCAGAGACGCUGUCGGAAGCGACUGGAGGGCUGCUGCCGACUGGUGCGGCCCUUUGCCUUCCUGCUGUGCCUCGCCUUCGUCUCUGUCGUCUCCGCCCGCGGCCGGAACGGUCGUCUGGGGCUGGGGACAGGGCGACGGGUCCGACAGGGGAGACGAACUGACGGCGGACAUGCGUGCGUCGUUGAAAAACUUUGCUCUGCUUUGUCUCCUAGCGGAGGACGAGCGGGAAAGCAACGACGAAGCAGCUUCUACGACGGCAGGCGAGGGCGAGGGCGACGCUGAGGCCCUGCACUGCGCCCUCCCUGUGAAACGACAGAAACAAAGGCGCACCCACUGUGCAGGCCUUCCGAACGUUAACCUCCAGGAUGAUGAAGCAUGGUCGUCAUGCGUUUCUGAAAGACAGGAAGCAGGACAAAGGCGAGAGAGCGAGGUGACGAGCCCCUUAGUUGCAGCGGCUCUGCGCUUCUGUCGCGUGGUGGAGGCAGAGAGAGCAGAGGGAGAAAGCAACGAACUCGCCAGGGCGAGGCACGAAGGAGGCGCACACGGUCGCAGCGAAGCGAGAAGGGUCGGAGGCGAGCGCUUGCUCUCUUCGCAGCUCUCGUGUGCGCACACGCACGACUCCGUGUCUAGCGGCCGGAAGGCAAGCGAGGCGCGCGUGCCCACACACGCGGAUGCAAAGAAAAACGGACGGGAGAGCCAUGCUUCGCGCCUGCAAGACGUACUCGUGACAGACGCCACUGUUAAGUUCCUGAGACUGCUUCCGCCGUUGUUAUCUUCCGAGAGACUUCUUCAUCACGUGCUCAUGUUGCUGCGAUUCUGGCGAGUCGUGCCCACGCAGCUACUGGAGACCACAGGCGAGCUCGACGGCGUUCCGCGGGGGUCCUGCGUGAUUUCGCAGCGUCCACACGUCUCCAAGAGUCCCUCAGUCUCGUCUUACACUCCGCGAACGCAGAGGCCUCACCAAAACCCGGUCUUCUUCAUUGGAGCGCCUCUCCCAGGGGGCGAGGAGUCCAGCGAGUCGCGGGCGUUGAAGGGGCCGCGAAGGCGGGUGACAGGAGGGCUUCCUCCCGACGCAGGAGACGGACCCGUGGAGGACGCCGCCACCUCCGCAGGCGCAGAUGCGUGUUUCCGGCGGUUUGUUGAAAUCCUUGACCACGUGAAGCUCACGAUCGCGCCGGCAAGCGGCCUGCGCGAUAUGCGAACCGGGGACAGGCAUCGCCCGAGCCUAUGCGGAACUUCUGGGCUGAAGGGGAGACGAGCAGGAGACUCGCCAGGGAGGGAGAAGGAUGCAGACGCUGCAGAAGGAAGCGGAUGCGUAGAGCCACAAAAUGGAUGUGUGUGCUCGUCUUCACGGGCUGUCAAGUGCGGCGGAACAGACGGCCGAGCCAACGCCGGGAUGGAGAGGUCGCCGACCUCUGCAAGUCAGCCCGCGGAGACUCCCUGCGUCCAGGGAAGCAGCGGGGAACGGGACACGCCCGAGGCGGAAAGCCAGAGAAAGGAGCAAAGGCCCGCGUCCCAGCGAGCGAACGGUGAAGGCGAUGCUCCCAUCGCGACGGUGACCUGCAUUCUGCCUGUGGGGUUCCCUGGGUGCGGCAAGAGUACGACAGUGAUGCACUUUGUCCGCGCAGCGGUCGCGAACUGCCUCACCAAACGAAAGCGGGAUGCACGCGAGAGCUGCAGCGCAGAAAGCCAAGAAAUGGUGCCCGCGGACGGGCGCCAGGCAAGCAGAUGGCGACGGGAGGAGGACAACACCGAGCAGGGUCGGCCCCAGGAAGGACAGAGACGGACGCCGAGUGUCGACUCGCAGGCGGAGACAGCUGGCGAACCUGGACGCCCCACAGGAGACAGUGGCAUUCAAGGGGAGGAGGCAGGGGCAUUCGGAGAGGGCAGAGCGCGAAGCACGCGCUGGGACGGAGACUGGCGAGCCGACGGUCCUCAGCUGUUGCUGGCUGAUGCUCAGGCCGGAGACAUAGCGAUCACAGUAUGGAACGCGUCGUCGCUACAUCCGCAGCUGGUUUCUGAAGGCAAGAUGCGCAACCCAGAACCGCAUGCAGGAGAGCAGGGCGCUGAAGAACGGAUCGGCGGUCUUUGUCAGACGCCGCAAGAAGCAUGGCCUGCGGCGGAGGGCAGCUCUGCGCCCGCGCCGGGCGAGGCAGAUAUAGUCUUUUUCGUCAGCUCAGACGAGGCGACAGGCGCCGCGCUCCGGCGGAGAGGACUUCAGAGGCGGGUGCCGCGAAGCACGAGUUUCCAGAAGGCGGCACAGGCCCUCGGCCUCGCGCGGCAGGAGGAGGAAGUACCCGAGAUAGAGGCGGGAGAGUGGGAUGGUGUAGAGAUUCCGCAAGACGUCUUCCGAGCCGCGGCGCGGGAAGGAGCCAGAAACCUCGCCACGAGUGUAGACGAGUUUUUCAAUCAACUUGGGGAGCGUCUUCUCGUGCAAUUACGAAAUCUGGCAGAGGACGAACGCAAGGACGCAGCAAGGGAAGGAGGGCAGGGAAAAUACAGUGGUGACGGGCAAGGAGAUGCGACUCAAACAGCAGCCGAGGCAGGCGCAGGGGCGCGAGGUGGCGAACGUGGGGAAUGUGUAGCGCGAGACGACCAAAGAGCCAGCGCCGUCCCGGUUCACGCCACGCCGCAGGUAGCGAACCGCUGUGGAAGCAACUGCGGGACGCAGUCGAUUGGCGACGGUCAAGGAGCCCCUGGUCAGGGCAGAAUGCUGUGGAGACCGCUACGCGUCCUGGUUCUCAUCGAUAAAAACUUUCCAGUAGAGGCUAUUCGCAAGCAAGCCGCAGUUCUACAGGAACACUUUGCCGCCCUCAAUGCGAAACUAAAUGACGCGUGGGCAGCGAGGGUCGACGGGCGGCUUCUGGGAAGCGCACCUGGUUCGCAGCUGCACGCAGGGCAUCCUGCUCUCUCCUCUCCAGUCUGCACCGGCGAUGCCCAGCCUCCCCUGGGGCGAGAGGCACGGAUGCGGACCCUAAUCAGGGGUGCUGUUUGUCUCAUGACGCUGCCGCCUGACGCUCUCCCAGACGGGUCCCUGCACGGACGCUUUUUCGCUCCGCCCGCUCUGCCUUCGUCUGUUUCGAGCUCUCUUCCCCCCGCGCUUCCUCCCUCUGCGCUCCCGUGGGCUUUCCCUUGGUCGCUACCGACCCUGCGUUGCUGUCUCCGUCGUGUGUUGUCCCGCACGGAUCACCCCACACUGCAGUCGCACCGCAGACGGGCGCCCGAAAGUUCUUCGGUUCAUCCUUUCGCGUCUCUGCUCCCGUCUCGCCUGGCGGCUGGGCGACCGGAAGGCCUGUCACAGUCCUGUCCGCCCGCGCCUGGUCUGCCGCCCGUCGUCGCGCUCCGUGGCGGCCCCUCUGGAGAAGUUCUUCGCGGAGACAGCAACCCCGCCUGCGCGGUUGUGAACGUCUUUUUGUCCUUCGUGUGCCUCUAUUGGCGGCAGUCUCUCGAUACCGCCGAGCUCUUGAGGAUCCCAGGCGUCGAUGCAGUUCUUCCCUGCCACUCCGUUUGGCUGGCUGGCGGCGGAGAGCAGCGCGGAGCCGGCUACGCAGGUGAAUCUGGAAGCGAGGCGGACGCGGUGAUUCGCCGCCAAGCGCUCGUGUUACCCCCUGCGAACCGUGAAGCAGAAUGCGAGCUCUUGAUUGCAACUGCGCUUCAAAAUAUGAGGCCCUUCGACGAGAACCGUGCAAACACUCCCCUAUACGAGCGGCUCAUCUCUAUUAUAUGCGCCAGCCCGGUGCCGGGCAUCGCCGGCGGCGACACCGAGUUCGCGGGAGAGGCCCAGACGGUUCCCGUUUCACUCAGUUCAGAGGCACGACACGCGCACGAAGGCGCGGCAGGCGGAAGCAGCCACGAGGGCCUCGCCGCCCACUAUCCAGAGGCAUCGGAGCGUCAUGGGUCGAGGGUGCCAACGCUGGCUUUGCCUGCCGAUACAGCACGCGAGGCAUCGAGGCAGGUGGAAACGACGUUUGAGCGGCUCGCUCGCGAGCCUCAUUUUGGCGAGACUUUUUUCAAUGCGGACGUGUACGGCCGGGCUCCUCGCCCAAGCGCCUCCCACAGCAGAGGCCACCGCGACAUGCGCAGCUCCCAAGGGUUCCACUCGCAGGCGUGGCGGCAGCCACCCGGUGCUUCAAGAAGAGGCGAGCGUGCUCUCCAAGUGCCUCCAUUCUCGCAGGGGGGGCGGUACAACGGCGAGGCCCGCGGGACUCUUGGACACGUGGAUCCGGGUCUCAGUUCCCAAGGGGGAGGCACGGGCAUGCAGGCAGCUGCCCUGCAGUUCGGACCGGGCGUGGUGUCAGCGGCACACGGCGAGCUUGCGCGUGCAGCAGUCUCCUACGGCUCUGUCGUCCAGCCGCCUCGCGGCUUGGACUGCAUUCCGCGGCGCGAGUGCGGGGAUGACAUGCCGCGCCAGCCGCAUGUCGGCGACAGAGAGUCAAUCGGAGGCGCUCGCGGAGAGCUAGCUCGAACAUCUUCUUUUCCGGCGCAUCCUCGCGGGGGGUGGGCAGGUCAAGACGCGAGCCACCCAUCUCUCCGUGCACAGUCGGGCGGGCCGCCAGUCUGCGACAAACGAGCCUUUGACGGCCAGCGGGAGUCGGAGCGGCGGCUGGGACUCGAGGAACCGCAGGCAGCGUAUGCCUCGCAAGUUCGCGAACAGUCCCUCCGUGAUAGCGAGCGCCGUCUUCUCGAUGGCUCGCCAGGUCGCCAGUCAGAAGGGAGCCAAGGAAAGGGGUGUGGAAACGGUCUCUGUCUGUCACGAGAAGCGAAGGCGCACAUUCUGGAGAGCUGGGGAGAAGACGACGUCGAACAACAGCGAGACUCGUGGAGACCCGUGGACCUUCCCCUUCCCAUCUACUUCAGCAUAGAUGUACAGCGGCAUGCCUCGAUGCUGUUUUCCCUGGUUGCGACCGGUCUCGACCGGCUGCGGGGAGAAGCCGAGUUAGAUGCGCUCCUCUUGGCAUGCGAGCGCUUCUCUCAGCUCGUCCGCGCGACGCUACGCUGCGUAGCAGGUCUCCACGUGACGUCUUUUUUUAUAGGCGGAGGCACGCUGCGGGUGACUCAGCAGCAGGUAGAUGCUGCAGAGGGGCGCGCGAAACAAAGAGAGAAGGAAGCUAGGUAUCACCCGCAGUUGAUCUCGCCGCAACUUGCUCUGGGAAGCGCAGAGAUACCGUCGAGCGACUUUGCUGGAGAAUCACCACGAGCAGAGAGAGGUAUGCCGGGCGAGACGUCGCCGUGUGCCCGGCGCGAGCGUGACGGCGGUGCUAGAGGAGGCCUCCAUCUGUCACCACGCGACGCAGAGUUUCUUGCGGCCGUCACCGCUUCGCGGCGUGCUCUUGGCAAGUCUUUCAGCGUCCAGCUCUCACAUAUUGUUUUCUUUGGCGAGGGUCUCGUCGCUGCAGGCGUCAAGCCGUUGGCUCCUCUCGUGCUUUUGGCCAACAACUUCGACAGCGUUGAAAACCGUUCAAGGUCUCAGGCUCGAACGCCUGUCGCCAGCGUUGCUCCUGCUUCUCGUACAGCCUCUUUUGACUCGCAGAGAGAACAAGCGUCUCUGAAUCUCGAGCAUCGGACGCAGUCGUCCUGCGCUGCAUUCGGCUUGCGGAAGCAGGUCUGUGGCGAUGUGGUUUUCCCGGGGAAUCCUAGGGAAGCGUCACAAGCGUAUGGAGGUACGGGUCAAGCGAGGAGCGACGGCGCAGCUGCUGUAAGGCUCCGCAAGUAUGUGGAAAGUGGUGCCGCCUCUGAGCAAGGCAGUGCACUCGGUGAAAGCGAUGGCUUGACUCCCCUGCCUUUCGGAGAAGGCAGGUAUCCUCAUGUUUCGCUCAUGCUUGCCAAGCACCUGAAGCCGACGUUCAGCAACGUGGUGAUGGCGGCCGCAGCUACAGCGCAGCGAGUAGCACAGAAUCAGGGGCUCAUACGGCCGAACAGCAUGCCGAUAUUCAACACCGGCACGGAGGAUGGCGACGGAGCUCAAGACGUGCAGCCGACUCAGCAUCUCUUCUCUGAAGUGGAGGAACAUUCUUCGGAUGGCGCAGGGCAGUGGAUCCUCUUCAAAGAUGCUCUAGUCUCAGGGCGUCGUGAUACUGUUCUCAUUUGGUGUCUGCCACGGCCAUCCGUCAUUCUGGAGGGAGUGUUUGUCGAAAGGUGA
Messenger RNA from Besnoitia besnoiti, 12267 nucleotides. RefSeq lists its product as uncharacterized. Lineage: Eukaryota; Apicomplexa; Conoidasida; Eucoccidiorida; Sarcocystidae. The coding region runs from base 1 to 12267 and encodes 4088 amino acids. The record is from RefSeq and is a predicted model, not a curated record. The transcript is spliced from 3 exons.